CAUUGUUGUUCCUGUUGAAGGCUGAAACUCUGCAACCAGCGUCAGCAAAGGCUCUGACAACCCCCUCUCUAAUGGCAACAUCCAAUUGUCUGCAAUCGCAAUCUGUCCGUCCAUCUUCUCAUUUUUCUCACUUCGAUGCUAAUGAUGAAGUGUUCUCCCAAGAACCCUAUGUGAAACAUGUUGCUAAAAGCUCAUUCAGGUUCUUUCUUCCUCUACUUCACACUCAAUUACUCAAUUUCAUCUGUUUUUUAGUAAUUUACAUACUUUUUUCACCACUUUGUGCAUAAGGUUGGUUCCGCUAAGGAUAAGUCAUCGUGGAUUGAGUUCUCUCUUGGGAUUGACGCUGGUUCUUCACAACCAUUGACCAGAUGGAUCUAGAACCAGGGAGGUGUAGAAGAACCGAUGGGAAAAAAUGGAGGUGCCGACUAGCGGUGCUUCCUGAUCAGAAAUACUGUGAGCGCCACAUACACAGAGGCUGCUUACGUUCAAGAAAGCCUGUGGAAGAUCAUAUGUCAAAAUCAACCGCUAAAAUUACCGUUUCGCCCCUGAAAUCCACCAUUAAUCUUACAAAAAGUGAUGCUAGAAAGGAUAAAAGUGUUUGUAUCAAGAAUCGUAAUAAUAGCUUCAAAAUCAAGAAAAGGAGUAGGGAAGAUGAUGCUCGGGUGCCUCUUGAAUUUAGCUUCUCCCCGAAAAGUGUUCUUCAAAAUGAUAAUGUACCUGAAUCUGCAAGAUGUAGAAGAACAGAUGGGAAAAACUGGAGGUGCACCAAAAUUACACUCCAGGGGCAAAAAUACUGUGCACAACACAUGCAUCGUGGGGUUAAAAAGGUCCAAAAUUACCAAAAUUCCAACACCAGUCUUUCGUUUUCUGUUGGGGCAAGUUAUGUACAAAAGGGUAGUUCUGGAAAUCAAUCAAAUGAGUCUAGCGAUAGUGAUGAUGAUGAUGAUGAUGAUGGACGUGAUCCAAAUGGUGCAACUAACAGCAGUAGUAGUGAUGCCACCACAAUCUCUAUGUAAUGACUUUGUAACUCUGUGUUUGUAGUGUUUUAAGUUGUCUUUGUAUCGAACCCUUUUGUGGGUUUUCAAUAAUUUGGUCAAAUGUUGGACAAAAAUGUGUAUGUUUCUAGUUUGUUAACUGAAUUGGACGUUUGACCUUUGUGUUUCAACUAGUGUUGUUUUGUAUUAAGGUCAUUUUGCUAUU
This is a messenger RNA of Lactuca sativa (garden lettuce), 1200 nucleotides long. Lineage: Eukaryota; Viridiplantae; Streptophyta; Magnoliopsida; Asterales; Asteraceae. The record is from RefSeq and is a predicted model, not a curated record.